CGCACGCGGCAGCCGCCGCGCAGCAUUCUGCGUGGUUACUGACAGGCACCAGCUGCCAGCGCUGCUCCGCCGGCCGGGCUCGCAGACCCUGGGGCAGGCUCCUGGCUAAUCCGGGGCUGGCCCGGCCCCAGCUCCCCGGCUGCUAGGAAGCAAUGACCGCUCCUGAUCGCCCACGUUGAAGGCAGCCCGGCUGCGCUUGGGAGCCCGAGAGGCCAGGAUCCUCAGCAGACACCCGGAGAGGAAUAUGAACUGAACAGGAAACAUGUAUGGAAAUUAUUCCCACUUCAUGAAGUUUCCCGCAGGCUUUGGCGGCUCUCCCGGCCACUCCAGCUCCACGUCCAUGAGCCCGUCGGCAGCCCUGUCCACGGGGAAGCCUACGGACAGCCGCCCCGGCUACACGGACAGCCCAGUGAGCGCCCCGCGGACUCUGAGUGCGGUGGGGACACCCCUCAGUACCCUGGGCUCCACGUACCGAGUCAUCACUCCUGCCGUGGGCCCACCCUCGGGAGCGCUGGCGGCCCCCCCAGGAAUCAACUUGGUCGCCCCGCCCAGCUCUCAGCUAAAUGUGGUCAACAGCGUCAGCAUUUCAGAGGACAUCAAGCCCUUACCAGGGCUUCCUGGGAUUGGAAACAUGAACUACCCAUCCGCCAGUCCUGGAUCGCUGGUUAAGCACAUCUGUGCCAUCUGUGGGGACCGAUCCUCAGGCAAGCACUACGGCGUGUACAGCUGUGAAGGCUGCAAGGGCUUCUUCAAGAGGACCAUCCGGAAGGACCUUGUGUACACGUGCCGGGACAACAAGGACUGCCGCAUCGACAAGCGCCAGCGCAACCGCUGCCAGCACUGCCGCUACCAGAAGUGCCUGGUGGUGGGCAUGAAGCGCGAAGCUGUGCAAGAAGAAAGGCAGAGGAGCCGGGAGCGCGCCGAGAGUGAGGUGGAAUGUGCCAUCAGUGGCCACGAAGACAUGCCUGUGGAGAGGAUUCUGGAAGCGGAACUUGCUGUUGAACCGAAGACGGAAUCCUACGGUGACAUGAACAUGGACAACUCGACAAACGACCCUGUCACCAACAUAUGCCACGCAGCUGAUAAGCAGCUUUUCACUCUUGUUGAAUGGGCCAAGCGCAUCCCCCACUUCUCUGACCUCACCCUGGAGGACCAGGUCAUUCUGCUCCGGGCAGGGUGGAACGAACUGCUGAUUGCCUCCUUCUCCCACCGCUCGGUUUCCGUGCAGGACGGCAUCCUCCUGGCCACGGGUUUGCACGUCCACCGGAGCAGUGCCCACAGUGCUGGGGUCGGCUCCAUCUUUGACAGAGUCCUGACUGAGCUGGUCUCCAAAAUGAAAGACAUGCAGAUGGACAAGUCGGAGCUGGGCUGCCUGCGGGCCAUCGUGCUGUUUAACCCAGAUGCCAAGGGUCUAUCCAACCCCGCUGAGGUGGAGACGCUGCGAGAGAAGGUCUACGCCACCCUGGAGGCCUACACCAAGCAGAAGUAUCCGGAGCAGCCAGGUUCGCCAAGCUGCUGCUGCGCCUCCCGGCCCUGCGCUCCAUCGGCCUCAAGUGCCUGGAGCACCUGUUCUUCUUCAAGCUCAUCGGGGACACGCCCAUCGACACCUUCCUCAUGGAGAUGCUGGAGACCCCGCUGCAGAUCACCUGAGCCCGCAGCCGGCCUCCGCCAGGAGGAGCCCUGGGCCGGUGCGGGUGGACCCCCGCCCCGCACACGUUCCUCCACCCCCCACCCCGACCCCUUCCUGUUCCCCAAAUGUCAUGCUUACAAUAAAGAAACCUUUCUACACAUGAGAAUUUUAUAGGUGGAGUUUUGUAUAGACAUUUAAGGUAACCUUUCUUUGCUAUUUAAGGGGCCAGGGAUCUUUCUGGGAGUUCUUGGGAAAACUAACCAAGCCUCUGUACAUAUAAUUGGUUUAAAUUAUUUUUUCACUUGCCAUGGAAAGCAAAGGAAUGAAUA
This is a messenger RNA of Manis pentadactyla (Chinese pangolin), 1959 nucleotides long. RefSeq names its product retinoid X receptor gamma (gene RXRG). Gene Ontology annotation, cellular component: RNA polymerase II transcription regulator complex; nucleus. The record is from RefSeq and is a predicted model, not a curated record. The transcript has 10 exons. Gene Ontology annotation, molecular function: retinoic acid-responsive element binding; zinc ion binding; nuclear receptor activity. NCBI's taxonomy places the organism in Eukaryota, Metazoa, Chordata, Mammalia, Pholidota, Manidae. Bases 263 to 1804 code for a protein of 513 amino acids. Gene Ontology annotation, biological process: anatomical structure development; positive regulation of transcription by RNA polymerase II; cell differentiation.